GCCGUGGCCUUCACUCUGUGGCCACUGGUGACCACACCUCCCCUAGCGCAGAGGCUGCUGCCGGCGGCGGCGGGAAAUGCUCUUCCAGCACAGCCUGCUCUGGGAGACCCUGGUGUGACCGCCAGGAUGGAGCUGGGCCCAGCAACCCAGACCUUUGUGUUGGAGCUUCGAUGUCUUGAGGAUGGGGGUCCAGGGCCUGACACCCUCUCAGGUGGCAGUGGUGGGAAUGAAAGCCAGGAGGAAGAAGAGGUUCAGGAGGGGAGCAGCCAUCCACGGCAGCCAGUGCUUGCAGCCUCAUGCGGGGCCUAUUACUAUAUUGAGCCAGAGCAGGAGGAACCGCAGGACUUGCGAGUGCACCGAGUUAAGCAGCAGCCAGAGCAGGAACGUCAGCCCGAGCACAGGCAGUUGCAAGAGCGGCAACCGCAGCAUCAGCUGUUAGGAUCCCAGCCAGAAUCACAGCAGCAGCAAGAUGGACAACAGCAGCUGUCUCCGCCCCAGCAAGAGCGGCAGGAAAACCGGCCCAUGCAGCACCAGCAGCCAAAACCACAGCUGCAGGUGGUGCAGCUGCCGAGACUUGGACAAGAGCAACAUCUGUUGCUGCAGCAGCACCAGACUAUGCAGCUUCCACACCAAGCACAACAGCUGUUUCAACAGCAGCAGGAACAGCUGCAACUGCAGCAAAUUCAACAGCAGUAUCUUGUGCAGCAGCAAGUAUAUGAACCUGUACCGCAGCAGCAAGUGCUGCUACUGCAGCAGCUGGUACAGCAGCAGCAAGUGCAAGAACAGUCACAGCACCCACAGCUUCUCCAACAAGAGCAACUGUUACAACAGCAGAGACAGUUGCUGCUGCCGCAUGUGCAAGAUCAAGUAUUGCAGUUACAGCAAGUGCAAGAGCAAAAGCUGUUGCAACAGCAACAGGAGCAGUUUCAGCAGCAGCUGCUCCAACAGCAGCAACUGCUGCAGCAGCAGGGACAAUUGCAACAGCAACACUUGCAGCAGCAGGUAUUGGUGCUGCAGCCACAGGGACAGCUACAGCAGCAGUUAUUGCUGCAGCAGCAACAGGCACAGUUGCAGCAGCAGCUGUUGCAGCAGCAACAGGCACAAUUGCAACACCAACUAUUACUGCAGCAGCAGGAACAGUUGCAGCAGCAGCAGUUGUUGCAACAGCAGCAGGAACAGCUGCAGCAGCACCAGCAGCUGCAGCCUCUUCCAUCAGAGGACGAGGAAGUGGAACUGGAGCUCAUGCCGGUGGACGUGGGGUCUGAGCAGGAACUAGAGAGGCAGCAAGAGCUGGAGAGGCUGCGGGAACAGCGACAGUUGCAGCUAAAAAUGCAGGAGCAGCUACGUCAGCUGGAGCAGCACCUGGAGCAGCAGCAGCAGCUGGAGCAGCUGCAGCAGCAGCAGCUGGAGCAACAGGAGGUACACCUGGAGCUGACCCCUGUGGAACUAGGCUCCCAGCAGCAGGAGCUGCAGCUGGAGCUGACCUCUGUGCAGCCAGAGCUGCAACUGGAGCUGGUGCCAGCUCCGGGAGGUGCAGCAUCGGCUCCAGCCACCGUCGUGGUGGCCCCUCCAGGUUACGUGGUGCUACAAGAGCUCAUGGUGCUGCCCGCUGUGGCCACAUCCACUGUGGUGGCCAUCCCGGGCCCCGCAGGGAGUGCGGCUCUGACUCCCGCCAGACAGCGAAGGAAGCGGCGAGCCCGGGACAGGCCGACCAUCUGCGGCGAGUGUGGCAAGGGUUUCAGCCGCAGCACAGACCUGGUGCGACACCAAGCCACGCACACUGGGGAGAGGCCGUAUCUCUGCAGCGAGUGUGGAAAGAGCUUCUCACAACAUUCCAACCUGGUGACCCAUCAGCGCAUCCACACGGGCGAGAAGCCCUACGCCUGCACCUACUGCUCCAAGCGCUUCAGCGAGAGCUCGGCGCUUGUGCAGCAUCAGCGCACCCACACCGGAGAGCGGCCCUACGUCUGCGGUGAUUGCGGCAAGCGCUUCAGCGUCUCCUCCAACCUGCUGCGCCACCGCCGCACCCACUCGGGAGAGCUGCCCUACGUGUGCGAGGACUGUGGCGAGCGCUUCCGGCACAAGGUGCAGAUCCGCAGGCACGAGCGCCAGCUGCAUGGGGCAGGACGCUCUCGAGGCCUGGGACUCCUUCGGUCCUCCAGGCCCGGGCCUUCUACAAGGGCCCAGCUUCAGAACUCUGCAUCCGGGAAGCACUAAGAGGUGUUAGCGCCAUCCACACACACCUCAACCCUAGGUCCUGGUUUUAACUCCAGUUUGAGGUCUUUCUGGGUAUCAUGAAUUAUCCUUAGGAAAGGAAGACUUCCAUCUUUUCCCAGGCCGCCCCACCUCCACCCCCCAAGCACCAAGUUUACAGAUUUCUCCUCCCACCCAAACCAUCUCCAGGUGUGUGAAAGAGACUACCCAGCUUUGUCCUUGCCUGGGAAAAUAGGACUGAGAACUAGCUUGGUAGCAAACAACUCGUGAGGUUUGAUAUAACCAAACACUAACCAGCAAAUGAAAUGUUUAGUACGUGUGUGUGAGAACUGGGAAAGGAAUGGAUCAUUCUGAAUACUUCAGGAGAAUCUGGAAAGGGGGGAGCAGAGGAUGGAACUCAGGCUACUGUAAAAAAAAAAAAAAAAAAAGCCCUGGGUGCCAUACAAACCCUGUGUGUGGACCCAUGUAGUCCCAGCACUUGGGAGGUGGAGACAGGAGGCUGAGGUUCCAGGUCAUUGUCAGGCACAUAGUGAGUUGGCGGAUAGCCUGGGUUACCUGAGGCCCUGCCUCCAACAAAGCAAAACAAAACAAAACAAAUAAACAAACAAAAACUGGUCUUCAGGUUGUCACAAUGCAGUGAACUUGGUCAAGGCAGCGAAUGAUCAUGACAUAAAUCUUGAAAAUAUU
Messenger RNA from Mus pahari (shrew mouse), 2901 nucleotides. It is a transcript of the gene Znf853, whose product is annotated as zinc finger protein 853. Lineage: Eukaryota; Metazoa; Chordata; Mammalia; Rodentia; Muridae. The annotation marks the transcript as partial. The record is from RefSeq and is a predicted model, not a curated record. The transcript has 3 exons.